Folsomia candida is the source of this 1005-nucleotide messenger RNA. RefSeq lists its product as uncharacterized. Gene Ontology annotation, molecular function: nucleic acid binding; RNA-DNA hybrid ribonuclease activity. The record is from RefSeq and is a predicted model, not a curated record. Bases 1 to 1005 code for a protein of 334 amino acids. The transcript has 2 exons. NCBI's taxonomy places the organism in Eukaryota, Metazoa, Arthropoda, Collembola, Entomobryomorpha, Isotomidae.
AUGGUAACUGGAGCUCUUCCGACUACUCCAACCGCGGCUCUGGAAACCCUUCUGGGUAUCCUCCCAAUCCACCUUAGGCUGAAAGAGGUGGCUCUUCAAUCUUAUCUGAGAUUGAGGGUCCGCGGUCAGUGGCUGAAUUGGGUUGGAUACGGUCGCGGUUUAAAGAAAAUCUCACACAUUGAGCUGAGCUCAAGUCUGGCUCAGAAGAUACCUGAGUUGGGCUUUCCUUAUGACUAUAAAUCUGCUAAACCUCCCGAGGCUCGUAAUUUUCAAAUACGGGUCGUCAACAGGGAGGAGUGGGUAGAUACGUACGACAACUACCCUGAACUACCAGGGCUCAUCUGUUUCACGGAUGGAUCCAAGGGCAAGAGUGGGUCUGGAGCAGCCUUCAUAAUUGGGGAAGGCGGCAAUUUCCUGGAAGGGGCUAAUGGCGUUAUACCCUUAGGUGGGUAUGCUACGGUCUUCCAGGCGGAACAGAUUGGGGUUCUCUCGGCGUGCGAGUACAUGUCAGAAAACUUGAGUCAACAUAAGGAGGUGAACAUCUUUGUUGACAAUCGCAGUGUCCUUGAUUCCCUUCUCAGUGAGCGACUUUUGUCGUCGCUCACUGUGGAGCUUCACAGGGCGCUGCAACAACUAAGUAUUCACACAGACAUUACCUUGCAUUGGAUCCCUUCUCAUCGGGGUUUAUGGGGUAAUGAAGAUGUGGACGAAUUCGCUAAAGAGGCUGCUAGUAUUACAACUUGCGAUCCAGAGCCAAUAAUCCCUGUCAAUGCAGCAAUUGGGAGAUUCGCCGUUAAACAAUGGGCUCAGUUUGAACAUCGGGUCUAUUGGUCGAAACUACUUAAUUGUAAGAAUUCAAAAUUGGCCCUGCCAAUACCGCACGAGGGUCUCAGUGGGAAAUCACUUGGGCCCACGAGGUAUGGCACUCAGAACAAUGAAAAGUUAUGUUGCAGACGGUUGCCGCCGAAAAUUCGAAAAUACAACAAGAUUCCAGUUCAAUUGUAA